Molecule: messenger RNA, 3986 nt
Organism: Thamnophis elegans (Western terrestrial garter snake)
Lineage: Eukaryota; Metazoa; Chordata; Lepidosauria; Squamata; Natricidae
Gene: ADAMTS10
Product: ADAM metallopeptidase with thrombospondin type 1 motif 10
Exons: 25
Coding region: 632-3961 (1109 amino acids)
Biological process (GO): proteolysis; extracellular matrix organization
Cellular component (GO): extracellular matrix
Molecular function (GO): metalloendopeptidase activity
Source: RefSeq, a predicted model, not a curated record
UGAAUUUCUUUUUUUUUUCCCCUUCUUCUUCUUCUUCUAAUUUAGCCUGGCAAGAGUUUCCUCUUUUUUUUUUUUAAAGAGCAACCUAUUGCACCCCACACUCCUUGCUAACCUCUCUCAUAGACCUUUUGCAUUUGGAAAAAGAGCCUUCCUCCACACUCCCUUUAACCCGUUAGCUUGAGAGCUGCCUGCAUUUCUUUCCUUUAAAAAAAAAAAAACCCUCUCCUUCUUUCUCUCUCUCUCUCUCUCUUUCUUUUUCUUCCCCACCUCCUCCAGCUGUGGCUUAGGAAAAGCCUUGCUCUCAAGUCUGGAGCACUUUCUGACAAGAGGAGGAAAAAAAAACACACGAAUUUGGGGGCAGCCAAGAGAGAAAAUAAAACACAACCCACUUUCACAAAAGGUGCAAUGCAACAGAGAACUGGCACAUGCUGAAGGACGAGAUCCUGCUUCAACACGCCUUAAACGUCCCCCAUCCUCACUGCCUUCCAGAGAGCGGCUGAGGAUGACCACGGAGGACCCUGGAACCUCUCUUGCAGUGGCAUAAGUGGUGGCUCAAAGAAAGAAAUGUUGGGGCAGAGUCGGUCAACUUGGUCCAACCUAGCUGAUACUAUAAAGAGUACUGCCGCCCAAGAUGGCAACGGUCUGGAGAUUUCUCACCUGGACACUUGUCUCUACCAUGUCUGCAGGCAACCUUCCUGGCUAUACCUUUCAAUCACAAGAAGAAUUUCUCUCAAACCUCAGCCACUACGAGAUUGCCUUCCCCAUCCAGGUGGAUCAGAAUGGGGAUUUCCUCAGUUUUGACAUAAAAGGCCAUCAGAGAUGGAGGUCCCGCCGGAGUGCAGGCCACCCCUCCUACGACACGCCUGAACAGCACGUGUUCUACAAGGUCUCUGCCCACCGGACCCAAUUCCUUCUCAACUUGACGUUGCACACCAACUUGCUGGCGAGGCGCUUCCGCGUGGAGUAUUGGAAAAGAGGCGGAAUAGACUACCAACAUGAGUUCCAUGAAGAUUGCCACUAUGCUGGUCAUUUACAAGAUGAGUACCUGAACUCAAAAGUUGCUAUCAGUAAUUGUAACGGUCUGCAUGGUGUGAUAAUUGCAGAGGAUGAUGAGUAUUUUAUUGAACCCCUGACACUUGGGGUCAAUAUCAGUGAGGAACAAGGAAGAGAAGGAAGCCCUCAUGUGAUCUACAAACGAUCAUCUCUCCAGCACCCACAUAUGGACACAGCUUGUGGUGUGUUAGAUGAGAAGCCCUGGAAAGGUAGACCCUGGUGGUCACGGACACUGAAACCUUCCCCUUUGAAGAGCAUGGCCAACUUUUCUCAAAGGGGACAACUGCCUCUGAAGAGGUCAGUCAGCACUGAGCGUUAUGUGGAGACUCUUGUAGUGGCUGAUAAGAUGAUGGUGGGCUACCAUGGCCGGCGAGACAUAGAAGAAUACAUCCUGGCGAUCAUGAAUAUUGUUGCUAAACUUUUCCAAGACUCAAGUUUGGGCAAUAUCGUGAACAUUCUGGUAACCCGCCUUAUCCUGCUGACAGAGGACCAGCCAUCCCUGGAAAUCAACCAUCAUGCUGGGAAGUCCCUUGACAGCUUCUGCAAGUGGCAGAAGGCUAUUGUGAGCCUCAGCAGUGAUGGGAACGCCAUUCCUGACAACGGCAUCGCUAACCAUGACACUGCGGUUUUGAUCACCAGAUAUGAUAUUUGCAUUUACAAAAACAAACCCUGUGGAACUUUAGGAUUGGCCCCUGUGGGUGGGAUGUGUGAACGUGAAAGGAGCUGCAGCAUCAAUGAAGACCUCGGCUUGGCCACAGCUUUCACCAUUGCUCACGAGAUAGGACACACGUUUGGCAUGAACCAUGAUGGUGUUGGAAAUAGCUGUGGAGCCCGGGGACGGGAGACGGCUAAACUCAUGGCAGCUCAUAUUACUAUGAAGACCAACCCCUUUGUGUGGUCAGCAUGCAGUAGAGAUUAUAUAACCAGCUUCCUGGACUCUGGAAUGGGAGUCUGCCUGAAUAACGCUCCACCCAAACAAGACUUCAUCUACCCUACAGUGGCUCCAGGACAAGCCUACGAUGCAGACGAGCAGUGCCGGCUUCAGUACGGAACAAAAUCUCGCCAGUGUAAAUAUGGGGAAGUUUGCAAUGAGCUGUGGUGUCUUAGCAAGAGCAAUCGGUGUAUCACCAACAGUAUUCCAGCUGCAGAAGGGACCAUAUGCCAGACCAACACCAUUGAAAAGGGGUGGUGCUACAAGCGGGAAUGCGUACCUUUUGGCAUGCGGCCGGAAGGGGUGGAUGGAGCAUGGGGCACCUGGUCACCCUGGGGAGAGUGCAGCCGGACCUGCGGGGGAGGUGUUUCCUCAUCUACUCGCUAUUGUGACAGUCCAAGGCCAACCAUUGGAGGAAGGUAUUGCCUAGGGGAACGAAAGCGCUACCGGUCGUGUAACAUUGAUGAUUGUCCUCCUGGGUCAAAAGACUUCCGAGAGGUUCAAUGUGCAGAAUUCAAUCACAUCCCCUUUCGGGGCAAAUAUUACACCUGGAAGACGUACCGAGGGGGUGGUGUCAAGUCCUGCUCACUCAACUGUUUGGCUGAAGGUUUUAACUUCUACACUGAGCGGGCUGCAGCGGUGAUUGACGGAACGGCUUGCCGCCAGGACUCCCACGACAUCUGCGUCAGCGGAGAGUGCAAGCAUGUGGGCUGUGACCGCAUCUUGGGCUCAGACACUAAGGAGGACAAAUGCCGGGUUUGUGGAGGAGAUGGGACCACCUGUGAGACCAUCGAAGGGAUCUUCAACCAUUCGCUGCCUGAUGGCGGCUAUGAGGAGGUGAUACUGAUUCCCAAAGGAUCUGUCCGCAUUGAUAUCCGGGAACUUAAUCAUUCUCUGAGUUAUCUUGCUCUGAGAGGAGAAAAUGAUGAAUAUUUUGUCAACGGGAAACUUUCGAUCGACCCUCCCCGGCGCUUUGACAUUGCGGGAACCACAUUCCACUACGGGCGCUCUCAGGAUGAACCGGAGUCUCUCGAGGCCCUGGGCCCAACUAACAUCACCCUGGUCGUUAUGGUUCUUGUGCGAGAAGAACUGCAGAGGAUCCGGUACAAGUUCAAUGCACCCAUUGUUCGCAAUUCCAUGGCCCAAUAUUUAUGGCAGUACGUCUCAUGGACAAAGUGUUCAGCCAUUUGUGCUGGAGGCAGUCAAGUUCAACCCGUUGUAUGCAGGAAUCAAGCUGACAGCUCCACGGUGCUUAAUCAUUUCUGCAACCCUGAAACCAAGCUACCGGAGAGGCAGCGCCCAUGUAACACUGAGCCAUGCCCGCCAGCUUGGGUGAUCGGGAACUGGUCCGAAUGCAGCCGCAGCUGCAAUCAGGGAGUGCGGACCCGAAGUGUUCUCUGCCAGCGCAAAAUCUCCACCACAGAUGAGAAAACUCUGGAUGAUUCCUCUUGCAACUUGCCGCGGCCUCAUGUGCUGGAACCCUGUAAUAAUCACACCUGUCCUCCGGAAUGGGUAACCCUUGACUGGUCUGAGUGUACUCCAAGUUGUGGACCUGGCUUCCGUCAUCGCGUCGUCCUUUGCAAAAGUGGCGACCAUCGUGCCACACUGUCUACCUCCCAGUGUCCCGAGAGCUCCAGGCCCCCAAACACCAUAAGGUGCAGUCUUCGGCGCUGCCCACCCCCGCGGUGGGUCACUGGCGAAUGGGGAGAGUGCUCUGGGCAGUGCAGUUUUGGCCAGCAGAGGCGUUCUGUCCAGUGCAUCACCUACACAGGACAGCCGUCCAGUGAAUGUGUGGAAGCCCUGAAGCCCUCGGCCAUGCAACAGUGUGAAAGCAAGUGUGACUCUGGACUGAUAGAAAACCCUGAAGAAUGCAAAGAUGUCAACAAGGUUGCCUAUUGCCCUUUGGUGCUGAAAGCUAAGUUCUGUAGUCGUUCAUACUUCCGACAGAUGUGUUGCAAAACCUGCCAGGGCCAUUAAACGAAUACAUGUCCAUUUGGAACUG